AUGUCAAUUCACGCUAACGCCCAGUCUCCCUCCCACCCUUUCAACAACCUUGCCUAUCUCACACGAUCCGACCUCCAGUCUGCCUGCGCCGCCAUCCUCAACCCACUCAAACCCCUCUUCACAGAAGGUAGCACACGUAUCAAGAUAGGAACCUCCACAACACGUUUCGACGAGGGCGGCGCACAGAUAGAAGGCUAUGCCAGGCCAUUAUGGGGCCUCGCCUCACUUCUAGCUGGCGGGUACGAAUAUGAUGUCGAACGCUGGCGCCAAGGUCUCAUCAACGGGACGAAUCCGUCGCACCGGGAGUUCUGGGGCGACAUCGAAGACCUGGAUCAGCGAAUGGUAGAGAUGUGUCCCAUUGGCUUUGCGUUGGCUGUUGCACCAAAUAUCUUCUGGGACCCGCUGAGUGAGAAGGAGAGAGGGGAUGUGAGUCGCUGGCUCGGCAGUAUCAAUGAAAGGGAGAUGCCGAAUACAAAUUGGCUAUGGUUCCGCGUGUUUGCCAACUUGGGACUUAGAAAGAACGGUGCGCCAUACUCGCUUGCCCGCAUCGAGGCUGAUAUGGAUCAUUUGGAUACGUUCCAUGUUGGAGGCGGGUGGAGUAAUGAUGGGCCCAAGAGUCAUCAUCAGAUGGAUUAUUACUCCGGUUCGUUCGCCAUACAGUUCUUGCAGCUUCUUUACUCGAAACUGGCAGGUGACUUUGAUCCGGAGCGUGCUGAGCGGUAUCGCCAGCGCGCAAGAGAGUUUGCCGUGGAUUUCGUGCAUUAUUUUGAUCCCAAUGGCAGCGCGAUACCAUUUGGUCGCUCUAUGACCUACCGCUUCGCCAUGGUUGGAUUCUGGGGCGCACUUGGUUUCGCAGAUGUUGAGCUCCCAGCGCCAUUGACAUGGGGUGUUGUGAAAGGAAUCCUGAUGCGUCAUUUCCGGUGGUGGUCUACACAGAAGGAUAUCUUCAACAAUGACGGCACGCUCAGUCUCGGUUAUACAUACGCCAACAUGUAUCUCACGGAGAACUACAACUCCCCAGGAUCGCCAUAUUGGUGCUGUCUCUCAUUCAUACCGCUUGCGCUACCAGAGACUCAUCCAUUUUGGUCCGCGCAAGAAGAACCGUAUCCGUAUCUGCCUCAGGUCGCUGCAUUGGAGUACCCUAAGCAUAUCGCCAUCCGCCGUGGUGGACACUCGUUUAUACUGUCGUCUGGCCAGGCCUGUCAUUACCCACUGAAAGCAACACAGGCCAAGUAUGGAAAAUUUGCCUACAGUUCCGCUUUUGGAUACUCCGUUCCAACCGGUGGGUAUCAAUUGGAGCAACAUGCCCCGGACAGCAUGCUUGCACUCUCAGAGGACGGAGAGACUUGGCAGACCAGAAGAAUUGCUCUCGAUGCACGAUUCGAGCACCAAGAUGGACAGCCGGUACUUGUCUCUAGCUGGAAACCAUGGACCGAUGUCCAUGUCGAGACAAUCCUCAUUCCGCCAACGGAAGAAAACGAAAAUUGGCAUCUACGAGCGCACCAUGUUCGUACGGGUCGUGACUUGCAGACUUCAGAAGGAGCCUUUGCUAUCUAUGGAUGCCGCAGUGAUAAUGGGCGUAUUCUGGGGCCUAUGUCUGAUGGUGAAGGGACUGCACAUGAUGAUCGCAGUGGACUGGUGGUUUCGUCUGCUGGUGCUGUGGGCAUUGUCGAACUUCACUCUUCACUUGAGCGGGUUGGAAGGAUUGUCCUGGCUGAUCCUAACUCCAACAUCAUCCAUGGACGUACACUUCUCCCAUCACUCUCGGUGGACUUGAAGACUGGUCAGGAUUGCUGGUUUGUGUCGGCUAUUUUUGCCAUGCCUGGAUCGGGGGAUUGGCAUGGUUGGGAGAAGAGACCUGUCAUUCCAGAAUGGUUGAAGGAGAGAAUCUCCAUAUAG
Messenger RNA from Penicillium brevicompactum, 1899 nucleotides. RefSeq names its product glycoside hydrolase family 154 protein. The coding region runs from base 1 to 1899 and encodes 632 amino acids. Lineage: Eukaryota; Fungi; Ascomycota; Eurotiomycetes; Eurotiales; Aspergillaceae. The record is from RefSeq and is a predicted model, not a curated record. The transcript is spliced from 3 exons.